AUGACAACGGCAUUACCCCUAGAUCAUGUCGCUCUUCGGUCCGGCACGCCGGCUGAAGUUGCCCAAUACCUGCGCGGUGUGCGUGCUAGCACCACCGACCCUGCGCCCAUCACAACCCAGUUACAUGACGCUGUUGCGCAGGGCUCAAUUCCCCAUGCCGUUUUCGCCCUAUGGACUCCCCUCCAUCGCGAUGCGAGAUCUACCGUCGCCGGACUACAACAGUCCGAAUGUCUUCUCGAGAGGAAGACCGCGAUCAAGACCUUCGUCAAGGCUACGCGGUCGGCCGUGACGAUGGAUGAGAUUUGGAAUGUUGCUGGUGGCACCCCUGGCAUCGCGGCACUCAUGAGCAAUCUCAGCACCGAUGAGAUCAAGCAUUUGUGCAACGGCCUCGCCAAGACUGCCUCACUGUGCGGCAGCCGUCCUGAGAGACACGCUAGAUUGACUGAGCUUGUCGAACUCCUGUUAAGCCAAGAGAACCCGGAUCCCCGGCCAUUGCAGAUGUGCUACAAGCGUAUCCUGCCUGCCUGCACGACAAAGAAGGUGGCUGAGCAUGAGGAAAGUCGUCCGUCGUGGUCACAGAGACAAAAGGCAAUUAUUCUGCGCGCUCAUUCUGCACUCUAUGAGACGAGGUUUCUGGACACUUUGCUUUCAGUGGAGACUGACGAAGUUGACUUCAAUGCUUGGAAACAGUUGGUCAAUAACAACCCGGGCUUCGCUAAGGAUGUUCUCUCCAAAGUCCUCGAAGCCGAUGGGCCCCUGCCGAUGAAGCCAGACGACUUCGUUAAACUAGCCGAGGACAUCACCAAGCCUCUGCAUCGUCGUCGGUCAUCGACUGAGAAGAACCUGGCUUUGGAGAUAUUAGAGGAUCUCGUCGCGAUUUUCGAGAAGCACUCUGACCUGACGGAGUAUCUCAACGUCGAACCAAACGGGGUAUUGCUCAAUGUCGUCAAAUUCUGGGAGCACGCUCGCAGUACCAGGCCGAGGAUCCAGCGACACCUUGUCAAGUUGAUUGGGCUGGUCUACCAAUCCUACUUCAAGUCCGCCAAAAAUGUCACCGACAUGGUUCAAUCCGUCCACCCGGCUGUUUCGUACCGACUGUUCCGACUCACGAUCCAAAGCUCCACAUACCAUAGUUUCGAUAUUGAGGAGGACGCAGACGUAUCCAAGGCCUCUUUCAAGAAGCUGAAGGGCCCUUGGCCUGUAGAUCUGUUCACUGCAUUCGCUGACGACGAUGCGGAUGCAUCUCUCCGUCUCUUCCGAAAACUCAUCUCAACCUUUCCGGAGUCCCAAUUUCUCGUCUGCUCUUCGCUGUAUAGAUGCUCCAUCGUUGAGUCUGCGCGGGAACCAGAGACCGACAAAGGUGACCCAUAUAUACUCGAGGCUUCUCUUGUACAUGCGUCAUCAAGGGAAGCAAACAGCUCCGGUUCGAAGACAUCAAGCCUUGUCAAGCAAAGAUUGCAAGACUGCAAGGACAAUGCCGCCAGGGCCCGAGACUGGGUCUUUCGACAAGGAUGGGCCACGAUCGCCCUCAAUCUCAGUGUCGCGACGGGUUCUUUCGAUGUCUUUGCGGACACCAUUGUCUGGGCUCGUCGUUUCAACAAGGAUCCAAACGCCGUGAAGCAGCUCUACUCAUACAACAACUUUCCGACCAUCGAAGCUACCGACUUGCUCAGCGGUAUUCCCUCAUUCCCUUUCCGCCUUGAAAACCCGAAGACUGGCAUCAAGCAGAGCGUUGAGUCUGGCAACAGAAUCUUGAUGCAAUUGCUCGAGACAGCUGUGAUGGCCCUCCGAGAGCCCAGCUUUCAGCAAUAUGACUGGAGUUGCAUCACCUCGUUCCCAGAAAAGGUCAUUGAGAGGCGGCUUGUCCGCGCCAACAAACUCCAGAGAGCACCUCAUUCCUUGAGCGACGAUGAGGUAUUCGACUUUCUUUGGAAGCCAACGAUAGAGUUCCUGAUUGAGGCAGAAAGGUACCUACUGCAGCCCAAUAUGGAACGGCUCUACCCUCGCGAAAUCAAGGGUCUCAUUCACAGCAUUGACUUCGACUUCGCCAACAACUUGCGACCACACUCGGCGAGAUUCCUGGACAUCCUUGCCCAAGAACGGGACAAAUUGUGGAAGGAAUACCGGCCCCGCCACUUUCCAGCAGUCCAUGACUUGGAAACGCCUUGGCCUCGAGGGCUGCCAGUGCAAUAUCUUUGUCCCCGUGAGGUGGCGAGCGCGAUAGAUCUCCCCUACGUGUGUGCAAGAAUCGAGGCUGUUGUGUUCGGUACACCGGACAUCCUCCUCCGAGAACCACCAACUGACACAGCGUUACGAGAUGCAAUAGGCCCCUGUAUUGAGGACUACUGCUAUGCUUUGAAGACCUAUGUCAACACCGCGUCCGAUGCUUCUGAGAGAGAUACGCGUAUUCGAAAGGCAUGGCGCCACGCAGUUGAUAAUCUCUCUGGGGAUCAUAUGACCAAGUCAGAGUCCCUAGACUAUUGGUCUUACACUUUCAGCAGUCGGGCAAAUGUGAAGCUGCCCUUGGACGUGGAAUCCGAAGUCCCCGGACGUCUGGAGCCGGUUCUUCCUGAUGUCGAUGAUCCCGAUUUGCCGACCGAAUGGAAUCCUUAUCUGCAAUCAGACGGAAUCCUGUGGGACAAAGGUCCUAAUAAUGGACGAGAGAUUCCUGCUACUAUUGUCACCCAGAUGAUUAAUCACGGAGGUCCUUGGUUCGCACCUACUAUUAUCGACAAUCAGUCGCCAUGGGAUGAUGGCGUCUGGCUGGAACCGCCUACCCAUACAUGGAACUUCUGGCCCAUGAAAGGCGACUUGCCCGUUUCCUGGACAACGAAAGACGCAUACGCUGUCGCCCUUUUACUCUAUCUCAACACCCGUGAAGGGGCAGACAGUUCAAUACUGAAAUCCAGUUUCCCCUCCAAGGAUAUCGUCCGCUUCCCAGCAAUGUUCUUGGACCAAGACUGGCUGGAUAACGUCGGGUCCUAUGACUUUGAGGUCUACGACGGCAGCAUCGACCUCGUCAUGUUCGCACCUGUUUCACUUGUGGCCGAAGUAGCACAGUCUGUUCUUCAGGACGUCGAGGAGAAAGAGAGCUUUCAUCCCAAUGCAGUAAAACCAAUGGAUUUGGCUAUGCGGCUUGUGAGUAGGCUGGCUGGUAGUGAUCGGCCAUCCUUAGCUCUCCCAUUGAUCCAGAAGAUCGUCCUAGGUAGGCCCGAUGAUAGCGCUUGGCACCGAGAGCUGUUGAACAAGGGGCUGUUCUCCAAGCUUUCGCCGACAGACACGAAGACGUUCUUGCUGUCCAUUGCAGAUGGAAUAUUUAGCAAGCUUGGCCAGCAGGAUGUGAGGAACAAGGAAGAGGCCGAGCAGGAUACAGGUGGCAGCGACAGAAAGACUCCUUUGGUAAAGGUUACAACUGUGAAGAUGCUCGCCAAGCUCCUCAGCGACUCUCCUUUCUUGGACCCGAGGACCUCGCUUACUAUUCUCUCGCAUCUGCUUGACAAAGCUCGUCACAUUGACAUUCGUGUUGCCAUCAUCGAGAGCUUGUAUGGUGCGCUGGGGUCAAGCGCUGCUUCUGACGUAAAGGAUAACAUCCUGAUUUUACUUGAGAAGCAUGCCCUGCCACUAGCUGCAGGCUUCAAUGAGCGCGGCCCUGCCUGGGCAUCUUGGGAGGAGGUGGAAGCUGGUGAGCCGCUGCCGACAGUGUCGGCCAUCUCAGGGGACAAUGUUGUCCGUCAGAUCUUUGCAACCUGGGACUAUCGUUUCAUAGACGAUUUGGAUAUGAGGAAGAAGAUGGUCGCCUUGUCUUUGCGGGUGAUCGAAGAGUCCGCGAAGAAUCACCGUCAAUGGCUGGAACUCUUUCUCAAGAAACACAACCUCACUCUAUCCACCGAGGAGAAGCUGUUCAAUACACCUGUGGAUGCGGGGAUGCUUGCGUUGUUCGGAAGAAAUCCGGAAUUCCUCACACAUUCUGUCUUUGGGAUGAUCAUGGACACGCCCGACUCCUCAGGCUACGUUACGGUGGAAGUUCUUCAACAGUUUGCACGAGAACUCUUUGACUCCCUCGUCAGGAGCGGCGAUGUUGACUUCCUCGAAGAAGUCUUCCGAAGCAUGACCCCGAUGGAGAACAAUGAAGACAAUGUCGAAUCACUAGCACGCUGGAAGCUUAUUACACUGCCUAUACUCGAGGAGGUCAUCGCCAAAAUCGCCAAGUUGCGGACUCUGGAAUGGCAAAAGGACCUCAAACGUGAGCCGGCCAGACUCCCGGACACCUUCCGGUUGAAGUCGGCCUUGGUCGUGUUCCCAGUGAAUGAUGACGAGGAGGAAAUCUUCAUGAAAGACGUCAUGCGACUAAUCGAGGAGUUGGCACAAAUGAAGGGACCGUACCACAAGAAGUGGGAGUACUUCAAAACGAAGUCCAUGAAACCCUGUCGCGAUCGGAGGCGCCGCAUGUUUCACCUAGCUAAUCGCUUGGGUAGUCUUAACGGCGUCGAUCUUGACAGUCCUUCCUUGCCAGAUCAGCUCCGGGUUGAGCUUGCAGCGUUCCUGCUGGACAAGGGGCGCCCAUUUGUUGCCAAGGACCCGGAUGUUGUAGCUGGUCUGAAGGCCAUGCUGAGCGAAUGGGCAGAAUCUCCCAUCGAAGAGUUCCGGACCAGCGCCAUGGAGAUUGUGGACGGAUUCAAGAAGGCUGGCAAUGAUGAUUGGUUCACGAGAGGAGGGGGACUCGAUUGGGUCAAAAUUGAGACGGACGACAGCGACAGUAAGGAGGAUGUUGAGUAA
Messenger RNA from Colletotrichum chrysophilum, 4776 nucleotides. RefSeq lists its product as uncharacterized. Lineage: Eukaryota; Fungi; Ascomycota; Sordariomycetes; Glomerellales; Glomerellaceae. Bases 1 to 4776 code for a protein of 1591 amino acids. The record is from RefSeq and is a predicted model, not a curated record. The transcript has 2 exons.